ACAUAAAUAAUGUUUCUUAAUUUUGACGUAAAUCAUAUCCAUAAUUUAUUCUUCCCGCAGUUUCGAAAGAAUUGCAGUACCCGAACGGGUUAAGCAUUCACCGCCCUUCUCUUUUCGCUCAUUAGAUGAGCCUUCUGAACCCAGCGAGCCCAUAACUUUCGCCACCUUCGUCUCUCAGACUUAGCUAGCAAUCUUAGCAUUUGGCCAUAAUCAAGAAGUGGAUGUCAAUGGAAAGUUGUGUUGGCAGUUCAUCUCUAUUAUUACCAGUUGGUAUUACAAGUCAGCCUCUAGUUGAUGUUAAGCAUACUGGACCAAACAUUAUUGGGAUGAAACCGUUACCAUAUAACAUCAGAAAAGGAGAACUUAAUAUUGAUACAUUUCAAAGUCCAUCACCUCGUAUCAGAUGUGCUGCUGCUUUGAAUACUAAAUGUGCUGCUAGUGCAAGUGCAACCCAAACCGUAACACGCAAUUCUCGGUCAAUUACUAUUACUCCUGACAAAGUGAAGUCCCCUAAGCUUGAUGACAAUGGACCUGGAAUGCCACCUCGUGAUGAUGAUGGCAAUGGUGGCAAUGGAGGCAGCGGUGGUAAGUGGUCAGGCGGACUUCCCCUCUUGGGUAUUCUUGGUAUCCUAGAUGUUCUAAAGGACAUUGAGGGUGAAUGGCAACGCAAGAGCAAAAAAAUUCAUCCAGCUUGAAAAUCAAGCUUUGUAUGUAGCAGUGAAGUUAUUUUACAAACUUGAUGUUAAACUCUUGCGAUGGUUAGAAGUCUACAGUACAGAAUAUUUGAGUUA
Messenger RNA from Abrus precatorius (Indian licorice), 791 nucleotides. Its product is annotated as protein YELLOW LEAF 1, choloroplastic-like. NCBI's taxonomy places the organism in Eukaryota, Viridiplantae, Streptophyta, Magnoliopsida, Fabales, Fabaceae. Bases 222 to 695 code for a protein of 157 amino acids. Gene Ontology annotation, cellular component: chloroplast. The record is from RefSeq and is a predicted model, not a curated record. Gene Ontology annotation, biological process: chloroplast organization; thylakoid membrane organization. The transcript is spliced from 5 exons.